This is a messenger RNA of Funneliformis geosporum, 324 nucleotides long. Lineage: Eukaryota; Fungi; Glomeromycota; Glomeromycetes; Glomerales; Glomeraceae. The record is from the annotation of a GenBank genome assembly.
AUGAGCUGUUUCAAAAAAUAUUUGGAUAUCGUAGCACGCGCGUUUCAAGCCUGUGGUGUGGCUGUAGUCAUAUGUAUCGGUAAUGGUAUUAUUUCCGAUAUUUUCUCUGAUCAUGAACAAGGUCAAGCGUAUGGCAUAUUCAUCUUUGGUAGAGAGGCAGGAGGAGCAGGAGGAGUUAUUGGAUCAUCUGUUGGAGCACUUUUAAUUUAUCCUAAUGUUGCUUUAUUGGUUUUCAACAAAGUUGUAAUGACAAUAACACUUUAUAUUCAAAAUUUAUUACUUGGAGAUUUAUUAUCAGCAGCUUACCCUCAUCCGUUGGAUUAA